AUGCCGCUAGGAGAAAAGCUUGGUCGUCCAUUUGAGAUGCUGUCGCUCAUUGGCCGUAAACGCAAGGACGAGUCACCGGCACCCCACCACCGCCUCAGCAGUGCGGAGGCACGUGCCUACGCCAACGCCACAGGUUCUGCCUCUGCAGGAUAUUCAUACAGCUUUCGUAACAGCAGUAGCUCCUACCCUGGGAUUAAAUACGAGCGUCUCACGUCGGCCACCCGAUCGGCUCCCGUCGUUCAGUACGAACGUCUUACUCCAGGUUCUGCUGCAUCUACAGCCUCUGGUGCUGCUCCUAUUGGCUCUGAAAGUACUCAUCCAUUGCCUCUAGAUUAUGAGGCUGCAGCACGUGAAGCAGCGUUUCCCAGCCCUGAUUUAGUGACGUCUGCGACGGUUGCCUCCAGCUCGUUCCGCACGGCGCCAUCCCCUGCCUUGUCAUCUCUACCAUCUCCUGGAAUGCUCACGCCGCUUACGCCCGCAGUUGGAGUGACUUAUAAUCCUGUUGGACGCAGCCCUGUUGUCGAUACGAUUCGGGUACGUCCGCCGCGCAAUGUAGCAAGCCCGGCUCAGCUUCCGCUCGGCCCUGCGGGUGCACCAUCCGCACCCUUCUCUUGUGUGAUGGAGGAGUGGAUGAGUCAGUUGAGAUCUCCUACACCAGAUGUGACGCUCUUACCAUCGCCCUGCGACUUCAACAAGGACACACCUACACCCCUGGAUACCAACAGUAUGGAUCUCCGACGGCUACGGGAUGCGCUAUUACCCACACCUCCGCCGGAUAUACAUGAUCAACGACAACACCCUAAGAAUUCGGCGUACGUGACUACAUGUGGGCCUCGUCCACUGUUUGAGGACAUUGCGUCCUUGUGCCGUGAUUUAAAUUCACAAGAUCUUUCUGGCGCUAAUAAGGGAAGACUGCCGUCGUCUAGCGGACAGAUAGCAACCAAGUAUAACUCGCUCCCGGCUAGACCGCUGCGUGCUCGUGAGGAAAGUAUCUGCAGCGCAUAUUCGGACGAAGGAGAGAGUCAAGCGAGGAUGCUGGCAGCAGCUGCCGCGCUCAGCAGCGUUUCGUCAAUGGGGAUGUCUAGUACUUCGAUGUAUGCUAGCUCUAGCUCGGGUACUAAGGGCAAGCGACGCAAGAUGUGCACAGCUGAAGGAUGCCAAAAUCUGUCGCGUUCUCGAGGAUUAUGCAAGGCCCAUGGAGGAGGGAGGCGGUGCAGCAUUGAUGGCUGUUCACGUGCUAGCCAGAGUGGCAGCUUAUGUAUCACUCAUGGAGGUGGCAAGCGCUGUACAGUAGAUGGAUGUAUGAAAGCAGCACAGUCGCGCGGCAUGUGCAAGGCUCACGGAGGUGGUGUGCGCUGCCGUGUGGAAGAUUGCACUAAGAGCUCGCAGGGUGAUGGGUUCUGCCGCUCACAUGGUGGUGGUCGACGGUGUGGCCACCCGAGUGGUUGUUCUAAAUGGGCCCAGCGUAAUGGAAUGUGCAUGGCUCAUAGCGAGGGAAAGUAUGGCAACAGUUAUCGUGGCCGCCAAUACCGGAUGGAACUGAGCGAUCCUGUAGUCCAGCAGACUUGA
Peronospora farinosa is the source of this 1569-nucleotide messenger RNA. Lineage: Eukaryota; Oomycota; Peronosporomycetes; Peronosporales; Peronosporaceae. The record is from the annotation of a GenBank genome assembly.